Messenger RNA from Pelobates fuscus (common spadefoot toad), 5573 nucleotides. RefSeq names its product trafficking protein particle complex subunit 8 (gene TRAPPC8). Gene Ontology annotation, cellular component: TRAPPIII protein complex. Gene Ontology annotation, molecular function: protein binding. The transcript is spliced from 30 exons. The coding region runs from base 312 to 4733 and encodes 1473 amino acids. The record is from RefSeq and is a predicted model, not a curated record. NCBI's taxonomy places the organism in Eukaryota, Metazoa, Chordata, Amphibia, Anura, Pelobatidae.
CAGCCAAGCGGCCACGCGCUCCUUCCCUCUCCCUGCUGACAAGCGCGGAAGUCACGUGAUCUUUCCCCGAACCGGCUGACGGGAGUGGGCGGAGUCUGUCAGGGAGGAGGAAGAGGAGGUGAGAGCCCUGAGCUGGUAAUACCGGAGCGCUGCGGGAUCCAUUAACCGCACACAGCCGCAGCAUUACCCCCCGGAGCGGCCUGACUGACAUGCUGGAGAGUGCGAGGCCGGCGCGGUGAUCCGUGUCCCCGGUUUGUGGCGGCUCGCGGUGCGGUGAGUGCGGUGCGGGAGGCCGGGUGUUGAGGCCCAGGAUGGCGCAGUGCCUGCUCUCCGUGUCCGAGUUCCUGCAGGGAUCGUUCAUCCCUCAGGUGGCGGCUCUGUGCAGCGAGGAGGCGGACAAACUGUCCCGGAAAAACCAACUGACCUUCUGUGAGCUGGUCCGGCCAUUCUGCAGACUGAGCACUGAGGUUCACAUGCGAGAUCCCAGCAACCAGCCUCAUGUCAUAAAAAACUUGAAGAUUGCAGUUAACAACAUUGUUACUCAAGUUCCGCAGCAAGGAGCGAUCCGAAAGAUUCUGAAUGAUGUUGUCUCAGCUAGCCAGCCUGCAGAGGGUUUAGUACCAAAUGUGAUUACUGCUGGAGAUUAUGACCUUAACAUCAGUGAUCGUUCUCUUAAAGCUAGUGUUCCUUGGUACCAUAAUUGGAAAAACACAUUGACGGAACUCAGCAAGUGCAAGUUUUAUUCAGCAACUACUGCAUGGUUUGAGUCUUACCGAGAGAGUUUUUUCCAGUGUAUGCCAGCAUCGGACCAUGAAUUCCUAAACCACUAUUUGGCAUGUAUGUUGGUAGUGUCUUCACAUGAACCAGAACCUGUGGAAGAGUUUCUUAAGUUGUCACAAGAGCAACAUCGAAUUCAACACAGCAACGAUUAUUCAUAUCCUAAGUGGUUCACACCCAACACACUAAAGUAUUAUGUUCUGCUGCAUGAUGUCAGUGUUGGAGAUGAGCAGAGGGCUGAUUCAAUUUAUGAAGAAAUGAAACAAAGGUAUGGCUCUCAAGGUUGCUAUUUGCUCAAAAUGAAUUCCCGAACAUCCAAUAAAAUACCUGAAGAACAGAUACCUGACCCCUGGAGUCAGUAUAUCCAGAAAAACAGCAUCCAGAAUCAGGAGUCUUAUGAAGAUGGGUCUUAUCCAAUUGUCUCCAAUCAGAAUUUGGAGCAUGUAAUAUCUGUGGAUGGGUUGGAACACUCUAUGAAAGAAUCUUUAUCAAAUAACUUUAAAACCCACCCACUUCAGCUUGACCAGCUAAGUGACUCCAGCUGUAUUGAUGGCAUUGAUAAUAAUAUAUCCCCUGGCUUAGUCAAUGAGACAAAGAAAUCAGGUGCAGGAUCACCGCAUGGGACUUGUUUGACUCUUACUGACCAUGAUCGCAUUAGACAGUUCAUACAAGAGUUCACAAUUCGAGGGCUUUUACCGCACAUUGAAAAGACGAUACGACAGCUGAAUGACCAGGUAAUAUCCAGAAAGGGACUGAGCCGGUCGUUGUUUUCUGCCACUAGAAAAUGGUUCGGUGGUAACAAAGUGCCAGAGAAAAGCAUCAAUGAACUCAAGAAUACCUCAGGAUUAUUAUAUCCAGCAGAGGCUCCCGAGCUUCAGAUUAGAAAAAUGGCAGACUUAUGCUUUUUGGUGCAACAUUACGAUUUAGCUUAUAGCUGCUAUCACACCGCAAAGAAGGAUUUCUUGGGCGAUCAAGCAAUGCUUUAUGCUGCAGGUGCAUUGGAAAUGGCAGCAGUGUCAGCGUUCCUACAGUCUGGUGUAACAAGGCCGUAUCCUUCUCACUAUAUGGACACUGCAAUCCAGACAUACAGGGACAUAUGCAAGAAUAUGAUAUUAGCAGAAAGGUGUGUUCUACUCAGCGCAGAGAUUUUGAAAAGUCAAAGCAAAUAUUCUGAUGCAGCUGCUCUAUUGAUACGCCAGACAAAUGAGGAUUCCGAUCUUCGAAGUGCUCUUCUUUUAGAGCAAGCCGCUCACUGCUUCAUUAACAUGAAGAAUCCUAUGGUUAGAAAGUUUGCUUUUCACAUGAUACUAGCUGGACAUCGCUUCAGCAAAGCCGGCCAGAAAAAACAUGCAUUGCGCUGUUACUGCCAGGCUAUGCAGGUUUACAAAGGAAAAGGCUGGUCCCUUGCUGAAGACCACAUCAACUUUACCAUCGGUCGUCAGUCGUAUACACUUCGUCAGCUUGAAAAUGCUGUCUCUGCAUUAAGGCAUAUUUUAAUUAAUGACAGCAAGCAGCCUGCAUCCCAGCAAGGAGCUUUUCUUCGAGAGUAUCUGUAUGUCUAUAAGAAUGUAUGUCAGCAAUCUCCAGAGUCUCCUUUACCUCAACUCCCUCUACCAUAUAUCAAUAGUAGAGCCACCCGUGUCUUCUUUGGACAUGACAGACGGCCAGCUGAAGGUGAAAAACAAGCUGCGACACAUGUAAGCCUUGAUCAAGAAUAUGAUGUCGAAUCAUCGCAACAGUGGAAGGAGUUAGAGGAGCAUGUUGUUGCUGUAGUUAAUAAAGGUGUCCUCCCUCCGAAUUUCCAAACAACUCAGUAUUGUUUAAGCAGCAACUCUGAUAACUCAAAGUUUCCUCUUGCUGUUGUACAAGAGCCAAUAACUGUAGAGGUGUCUUUUAAGAAUCCACUUAAGGUUCCACUUUUGUUGACUGAUUUAUCUAUGCUGUGGAAAUUCCAUCCAAAUGACUUCAGUGGAAAGUCAAAUGGAGAAGUGAAAGAACCGAUCAGCAAUGAAAAGGAUUUGAUCCAAAAGGGAAAAUGCAGCAAUGAUGUUAUUGGGACAGAAGAUAUAAGCGAGUUUUUAAUUAACAGCGAAGAAACUAAAAUUGCAAGAUUGAAGUUGUUUCCCUUUCAAAGUGGAGAGUUACAUAUUCUUGGAAUCGUGUAUAAUCUCAGCACUACUCAGUUCACAGGUGCUAUGGAUGGGGUUGCAGGUGUCGGUGGUGUACCAUCUGGCAAAUUUAUUUCCAAUGGAGUGUCAGUCAGAGGUCGACAGGAUUUGGAAAUUCAAGGUCCUCGGCUAAAUGGUACCAAAGAGGAAAAAACAUCUAUUAAGUAUGGACCUGAUCGGCGGCUUGAUCCAAUAAUUGCUCCACAAAUGCCUUUGCUCGAGGUAUACUUUAUUAACUUUCCGACUGGAUUGCUCUGUGGGGAAAUCAGAAAAGCUCAUGUUGAAUUUGUAAAUGUUAGCAAAUGCCCACUCACAGGACUAAGGGUUGUUUCCAAAAGACCGGAGUUUUUUACUUUUGGCAGUAGUACUGCUGUACUGACACCCCUAAGUCCUGCAGCCUCUAUGAACUGCAGUGCUUAUAAGACUGUUAUUACUGAUUCUACCUCUGGGCGCUCAGUGUUGACUUCAUCUGCUGCUCCAAUGGCUUUUGGUAUUGGUGGAGGAAACCAGCCAGUAGUUGUUGAUAUUCCACUUGUAGACUCUGUCCUUGAACCUGGAGCAUCAAUCCAGCUUCCUCUUUGGUUACGGGGUCCUGACGAAGAAGGUGUUCAUGAAAUAAAUUUUUUGUUCUACUAUGAAAGCACGGAAAAGCAAUCAAGAAUGCGUCACAGGGUCCUGCGACACACUGCAGUUAUAUGUACAAGUAAGUCGCUGAAUGUACGUGCCUCGGUCUCUAGAAGCAAUGCACUGGAGGAAGAGGGAAGCAAAGGUGGCAACAUGCUUGUAUUUGUGGAUGUGGAAAAUAUGAAUACGAGUGAAGCAGGCGUGAAAGAAUUUCAUAUAGUGCAAGUAUCGAGCAGCAGUCAGAACUGGAAGCUACAUAAAUCUGUGAAUCCCACAGAAAAUAAAGAUACCAAAUUGACCAGCAGAGAGAGGGUCAAGAUGUGUUUCAAAGCUGUGAGAUGCAAAUCUUCUGCAGAUGCUGUUUUGUCUUCAGAAAAAUAUAUAUUUGGUGAUAUUGUUUUGGGAGAUGAUCAGAUCAUAAGCUCAACAACUCCAUGUGCAGAUUUCUUUUUCCGAAGUUCCUUAUCCUCCCAGACUAAGAGAGUCUUGUCAUCAAAUACAGCUGGUGCUGGGAAGACCAUGCUUGAUGAAGCAGUCAGGUUAAUACAGAAAUGCAAUGAAGUGAAUCUAAACAUAAUUGUGCUCUGGAAGGCAUAUGUCGUUGAAGAUAACAAGCAACUUAUUUUGGAAGGCCAGCAUCAUGUGACUCUUAACAUAGUUGGAGCAGAAACGUUAUCUUCACCUCAUAAGCAGGAACAACCAGAGAUGGUGCUUUUAAAGUUUAGUAAACCAGAAAAUGCAACUGUAACCACAAAGCCGUCCGCAGAACAACUCUCAAAUCUAAUUAAGACAAGCCUUCAGUAUCCUGAAUCUUUUAAUCAUCCGUUCCAUCAAAAGAGCCUUUGUUUGGUUCCUGUUACUCUCGUGCUGUCCAAUAGCUCUCAGGCAGAAGUUGAUGUAAUAGUUGAUCUCAGGCAUAAGACAACAAGCCCUGAAGCUCUAGAAGUCCAUGGUUCUUUUACAUGGCUUGGACAAACUCAGUACAAGCUGCAGCUGAAAAGCCAUGAAGUCUUUAGCCUGAAACUCAAUGCAUGUUUUGUGCACACAGGAAUCUAUAACCUCGGGACUCCUAGGGUGUUUGCCAAACUGGCGAACCAACUCACACUUUUCGAAACUAAUCAGCAGAGCUCAAUGCCAGCACUGAUUGUUAUUAAUAAUGCUUGAAAAAUGCUUUUCUCUCAAACUGCAACAUAAAGGAAUGGAUCAAAUUCAUUGUCUCAAUAAUCUAUUUAUUAUGUUUUGAAAUAACAUAGGAGGAUACAUGCAUUUCGCCUUGCUGACCAAUCUACAAGAAAUUCAGUACGGGCUAGUAGUAUAUAUUAUGACUAUUUUGACCGUUCAUACUUCCUCAUCAGAGAUAUGUGGGACUGACCGUAAAUCCACAUUCUUUCUCAUCUCUAUUAAAAUAAAAAAGCUAUAUUUUGCCCAGGAAAUUUAACAUUUUCCUUUGUACUAAAUAGAAAUAUUAAACCUUCCAGUCAACACAUUCGUUCUGAAUGUUUAGAAAGUGGUUUAGAAUUGCCUAUUGUUUAACCCUGAAGUCACUUCUUUUAAAGGUGUUACUGUGAUAUGCACUUUUGAAUUUCACAAUUGUUUCAAAUCUAGCUACACUUUUUUUUUUUUAGGGUGUUGUUUGAAGCACUCUGUGUCUCUGCUUAGGGUAAUCUUCAAGUAGCCCUCCAGCUGUUGUACUGCUGCAACUUUUGUGUUAAGUUGCCAAACAUUAUGGGAGCUGUAAUUCAACAGCUGAAAGGAUUUGUUUGCUCCCACUGAUUAGCUGAAAUCCAAUUAUUUUUGCAUCCCAUUGGAUAACAUUUUGAUUCAUCUCCGUACUAAAUGCACUAUUUCACAACCUUGACAUUUGUCAUCAAGACUGAGUUAUUCACUUUAUUAUGUUACUUUAACAAUUCAGUUGAUCUCAGUAUAUUUAAAAGUAUGCUUUUCAAUAAAUGAUGUAUUAUAUUUAUAACAAAUGUAUUGUAAAUAGAAUAAAACAUACACCGU